Messenger RNA from Chlamydomonas reinhardtii, 2901 nucleotides. RefSeq lists its product as uncharacterized. NCBI's taxonomy places the organism in Eukaryota, Viridiplantae, Chlorophyta, Chlorophyceae, Chlamydomonadales, Chlamydomonadaceae. The transcript has 3 exons. Gene Ontology annotation, molecular function: protein dimerization activity. Bases 262 to 2406 code for a protein of 714 amino acids. The record is from RefSeq and is a predicted model, not a curated record.
CCGUCGCUCGCAGGGCGCCCAGGGCCUCCAGGACACGCCAGAUCCCCGCGAAACGAGCGUUCCAGUUCAUUUCAGUAUUUCACGCCAUAGGACACGUCAAGUCAUGAAAUCGCUCAGGAAUGGCUCUAAACCCUCGAAAUGUUGGAGGGGGACCUGCGGCCCUUCGCUAUCAGUUCUAAUGACUAUACAGUUGUCUUACAUACACGAAUGAAUGGCCGGGAGCUCCUUGGGAGGGGUCCGAACACCUUUUGGCCGGGUCCCAUGCAGCGCGAACCUGGAUCCAGGCCGAGUUGCACACCCCCCUCCCCUGCCGACGAGUCUAAAACUUACAAGUAUGGCGACAAGCAGCUGGACCCCGCUACCUACGCUGCCACCCUAAAGGGUGCGAAGACCAAAAAUCGCGCCUGGUGGUGGUCUCGUUUCAACGUCCUGCUCGCGGCGGGUUCGGUGAUGCUCGAGUGCACUCGCUGCCUUCAACAAGUCAGCGCCGUGAACCCGUCAGUAGCGGCGCCGCAGCACGUAAAGGCAUGCGACAAGCGCGUGAAGAAGGCGCUGGAGGCUGGAGCAGCGAGCGGCACCGACCGUACGUCCGCCCCCACCCCCGGCCCCACCCCUGACCCGACCCCGACCCCGGGCGCCUCCAACUCUGCCACUGGCGAGCUCAAGCGGCAGCGCACUGACUCUGGUCUCCGCAGCUUUUUGUUCCCCGCCCCGCAAAUCGCCAUCUUCCUGUGCAACCUGGCCCUCUUCUUCUUCAAGUGCAACAUUGCUCUGCACCUGAUUGAGCACCCCAACCUGGUAGCCGCGUGCGCCGCUGUGGGCAUCAUCCUGCCUGGCCGCAAGAAGCUCGCCACCACCAUGCUGGACGAGGCCUACACUGACCUGAAAAGCGAGCUAGAGAAGGUGGAGGAGGCUGACGGCGGGCUGGCUGCAAUUGCUACCGACGGCUGGCGGAGCCGUGUUGCGCUGACUGGCACUCCCCUCAUCAACGUUAUGAAGCUGCUGUUCAACCGCGCCAUCUUCUGCAAGGUCAUCGCCGCAGCUGGUGUUGUGAAGGACGCCCCGUGGAUUGCGCAGCAGCACAUCAAGCUGGCUGCAGACGCUCAGUUUGGCGUGUUCAAGGGCUGCGCGGACAAGUGCCUCGGCUUCAUUAUGGACAACACCAAGGCCAACCGCAAGGCUAUGGUGCUGUUGCGCAAGCACAACCCGCAGUGGAUUUGCGUGGGCUGCGUCGCACAUGGCUUCUCCCUGUUCUUCAAGGACCUGUCCGACGAGCGCAAGUGCAGCUGGACCGCGGGAGUUGUCUCCGCCAUGCUCAUGAUGUCCCUGCUCAUCAACAGCGCCGAGCGCAUUCGUGCCCUGCUGCACACCGUUAUGGCGACGGUGUACGGCAGGGUGAAGGGCAUUACCGUCCAUGCCCCAACUCGCUUUGCCUGCCAGCUGUUCAUCGCCCGCGACCUACUGGAUGCCAAGGCCUCUCUGCGCGAGCUUUGCUUGCACACUAGUUGGGAGGACGCCAGUGCCAGCUCAACCAACGCUGAUCAGUUCCGCAACGCCGUGCUUGCCAACCGCCCCUACUCCAACCUGUGGUACAAGAUGGAGGCCUACGUGGAGCUCGCACAGCCCGUCAGUGACACCAUUCGCCAGCUGGAGGCGGACGCGUCAAUGCUGAGCCAGGUGUACCCCGUUGCCACACAGCUGCGUGCCCACGUCAAAGCCUUCGAGGAGAAGCACCCCACCCUCAAGGGCGUGCUGUCCCUGUUCGACAAGCGGUAUGAAAGCACCAUCCGCAGCCCCGCCAUGCUGGCCGCCUACCUGCUCGACCCCAUCUACUUCCUCCAGGAGGAGGGCGACUGGACCCCACCAUUCAGCAAGCUCUCAGUGCCCGACCAGAAGGACGCCAAGCAGUUUGUGUGUGAGCUGUAUGGCGGCGCUGACAAGGAGAAGCAGGCGGUGGCAGCCAAGGAGUGGGACCUGCUCGAGCUGAGCGGUGUGCCCACCGACUGUGGCGGCCCCGUGCCCUCCCUGGUUGAGCGCAAGGACAUCACCGACGCCAAGGGCAAGAAGGUGGGCAUCGAGGUGGCUGCUCUGUCGCUGCGCCUGCGCUUCUGGCGCAAGAAGCUCAAGGCCACCUUUCAGGCCUUGGCGUUCGCGGCUGAGCGGCUGCUGUGCAUGCACGCCACCACCUGUGCCGCCGAGCGCAACUGGUCGCUGUGGGGCAACAUCUUCACCAAGGCACGCAACCGCCUGGGCCAGGAGCGCGCAGAGAAGCUGAUCUUCAUCCGGCAGAACAGCGUGGUCCUAGAGUCGCGCGGUCGUGGUGUGCUGUUUGAUGAGGAGGUGAUGAUGUCGUUGCUGGGCUCGGGUGAGGAGGAGGAGGAGGAGGCGGUGGAGGCAUCGGUGUAAAGCCUGCUAGGUGGUACCCUGGAGGCCACGCACUGCCACAAUGACCUAAUGAGUGUGAGGUGGCGCUGCAGGCGGCGCAAGGAUGAGAGCGGGCUGAUACGUUUGUUGCAGUAGGGGGUAAUUGUCUGAUUUAUAAAGUGUAUGGACGGUAUGGUUGUAGGUCAGUAGGCAGCAAGUUCAGAGUAGUCAGCGAGGCUGUGACGACGGCUGCAGCAACACUUGAUAGUCCACUUGAUAGUAUGCUCACAAAUAUUAAGCGGAAGUUGGGUUUGGGUGGCGUGCCACACGCGGACACGCCAGACCAGAGGCCCAGAGGGUUUCCCGGUACAGGCGAAUUGUGUGUCGACGGGGAUGGAAGCGGGCUGCCCGUUUUUGGGGUACCCGGCUUCCGCUGUGCGUGCCGCCAUGCAGCCGUGCACCUAAUACCGUGCACAAAACUACAGCACAAUGCUUGGCUCUCAAAACCAGAUAUGAGCGCGCGCCAACUGAGUUGUG